AUGCCACGAAAAGACUUCUUGAGGGAUUUUGAGGCGGCUGCCAUCCCUGGCACCUUCUCCAGCAUAACAGAUGUUAAGGCUGGGGAAUAUGAAGGAUCGGUCUCCUUUAUGUUCAAAUCACCUGGGACAAACCUUGAGCUUGAGUUCCAGGUCAUAUUAUCCGAUUCUCAUGAUUACCCAAAAGAUCACAGCUACCUGAUCUUUUCGACGUCCGAAGAUUGUCCCAAGGCUGUCACCUCAGCCGUUGAGAACUGUGUCUCUUUCUUCACAGGAUCAACGAUCCAUGACAUGCUGGGUAGCAUUGAGAAUGUCAUUACCGAUACCAUCGUUGACCCCAAUGACACAUCCAGUCUGCUAGAUGAUGGAUUGGGUUUCAGCGACGAGGACCUGGUCUCUGGAUAUGGCGACUCAGACUGGGAAGAUCAAGAAGCCGGCGACUUUCUUCCCGUGGGCAUUGAAAGUGAGCAGAUGAUACGUGAGAAGAUUCGCCGGGACUUGCUUGCUGCCAAGAAUGCGGGAUUCAAGGUGGGACACCUGGGCUCACUACACGGGGAUAUCAUCGUUUCUGUCUCCUGUCGCAUUGCCAAACUGGGAAUUUCCGAGGAGGCUAUGGAUGCAUGGAACGUCCGUCCCUCGGAGUACCUGGUAUUACUGAUUCGUUACCGGCCAACCUACCUGGAUCUCGAAACAAUCUUCGAGGCGGAGCGCGAGUCAAAACCUACCUUCGUUCAGAUGCACGUUGGACUUUGUGAUUCAUACAAACCGUCUCUGGAGUAUGCUGUGGAGUCCAUUGAAAGCACACAUGCUCAAACGGCCAAGCACACGAACCCCGAUUCACACAAUAUACUAGCAGGCCACCCUAUGAGGCCGCUGUUCAUCGGAAGAUCAAUCAACUCGCUUCUCAAAGAACGACUUCUGAAGAUAAUCGGACUUCGGGUGCAGCAUGGACUUUCAUGGACGGGAGCCGAACUAUACUUCCACACCAACCAAGGCAAAAUCCUCGUUGACUUCGAUACCAUUUCAGAUGAAUAUCGUCAGCCGGACAGCUGGGCUACUUCGACGCCAACAUUUCUUGCGGCUGAUCAUAUGGUUGAGAUCGAUCAGAAUAUGAAUGUCCUAUCUUUGCCUCUUCUUGCCAUGCAGUUUACCCUGCGCCAUUUUGUUAAAUGCACAGAGUUUUGCCUUGUCUGCCAUUGCAAGACCGGUGAUACUUUCGAGGCACUCAAGCCGUAUGUUUGCUCAAGUGGUCUGUGCUUGUAUCAAUACAUGGCAAUGGACAUGGGUCCAGGUCUGGAAUAUGAGAUCUGCUCGCAGCCCUUUGUCGUCGACUUGCUGAUCAGCCUGGCAUACGCCCGAGCUACAUCGAUGCUUCUUGAAGAUUUCCCAACCGGUCUUGCGCUUCGAGUUCCCGCCGAAAUGCUUUCGAGAAAGGACCCCAAAUCCGGUCCGUUGCUUGUCGGGCGAUUGACUGCAUCAAAGCUUGACCUUUGCACAGACAAACCACCUCAGGUAAAAGUAGGUGAUUGGAUUGCCAUCGUUCGCCCCGAGGCCUCUACUGAUAAGGAUCUAUGGAGGGAAAACUGGCAUUGCCGUGUUGACCAAGUCGGCGAAUCUUCGAACCAUAUUCGAAUUUCGCUACCAAUCGCCCUCGGUCGUCAGAUUCAGGCAACAGACCUGAUAGAUCAGCCGAAAAAGGUGAAUUUCGUGAUCUAUAACACAAAUUUUGAUGAUUUGCCAGCCCCACAAAAGCAAACUAUGAUCUCCGUAUUGUUGAGCUCGCUUCCAGAAAUCGAGGACAUGAAGGCGUUUAUCGGCGAGUAUGGAAAAGAAAGGUCUCUCUCUUCAUGGAAAGAAAUGAUUUCUCCCGCUGCAUUGGAUCUGUUACGAUGGAUCGUUGCAUCGAAUCGAUCGUUCAUUAGAAUGGACAACAAGGAGACUCGUCACCAAGUGCGCGGCAUGGACGACUAUGUCCAGUUUCGACUUGUGCAGGGUGCCGCCGACAAGGAGCAGCGAUUUGUGGAUGCUGUCAAUUCCGUAUCCAUGAAAACCAAACCCAAGCACCCGACGCUCUUCGCUUGGCAUGGGAGCCCUGUGCAUAACUGGCACAGUAUCCUCCGCGAAGGUCUUCAUUUCAAACGAGUGAUCAACGGCCGUUCCUGUGGCAAUGGAGUCUACAUGUCCAAUACCUUCCACACUUCGUUGGGAUACACCAAUCGCCAUACUUCUGGCACUUGGCCCCAGAAUCGAAUGGACAUCACGACAGUGGUUUCGUUGAACGAAGUAGUCAAUUCUCCCAUCGACUUCGUGUGUCAAACUCCACACUACGUCGUGCGAAAUUUGGACUGGAUCCAACCAAGAUACCUUUUCGUCAAGCUCAUCAGCCCCUCCGAGGGUUCGACGUCAACAUCCAAGCCAUCAAACACCAACCAAGAUGGAAGUUUCAUUUACAAACAGGAUCCUUCUUGUCGUGUUUAUGGCCCCGAUGGAACACCCAUCAGGAUACCAAUAUCGGCACUAAGCGGCCAGCGUGGUCGAACUCUUCAUGUUGCGACAGAAAAGCCAAGUACGCCUGUGGUUAUUGACUUUGCUGCACCACCCAAAAGGCGCAAAUUCUUACUCGGACACACUCAAAAUCACCCCAUGGACGUUGAUGACAACGAUAAUAACGAUAAUAAUGACAAUAAUGACAAUAAUGACACCAACAAGAGUUAUAACAACGACAACGAUGAUAAUGACAGCAUCGAAACCGAUAUAGAAGAUAUCACAAUCCUUCUCUCAGACAACGAAAUGCAAGAUACACCAACAGGAAGCUCACAAGCAAGCUCCACCCCCGUUGAUCCCAAGACUGAUUUCCGACCUGGAACCCUGACGGAGGAAACAUUGUCUCUGCUCAACCCACCACAGUAUGCCACCAUGCCAGCGACAAAGAUGCUCCAGCAGCAUCUCAACGCAACCAUCAAAGUCCAGAAACAAGUCCCACUCAGCGAACUGGGCUGGUACGUCGAUGUCAACCUGAUUACAACAGUCUACCAAUGGAUCGUGGAACUACAUACCUUCGACCCAAGGCUCCCACUCGCAAAGGAUCUCAAAGCCGCCAACUUGAAAAGCAUUGUCCUCGAGCUUCGAUUCCCUCCCCAAUUCCCAAUGGACCCGCCAUUUGUGCGGGUCAUCCGUCCUCGCUUCCUUGAGUUUGCUGCUGGCGGUGGCGGACACGUUACGGCCGGCGGCGCGAUGUGCAUGGAGCUCCUCACUCAUUCUGGCUGGUUGCCUUCUGCUUCGAUUGAGAGUGUCCUGCUGCAGGUUCGCAUGGCUCUUACUGCCACUGACCCCAGACCUGCUCGUUUGCUACCUGGUUCUUCCAAGACUGACUACUCGGUUGGUGAAGCAGUGGCUGCUUACACUAGAGCUUGCCGCGCGCAUGGAUGGAAGGUCUCAAGUGACCUUAAGCGGAUUGCUUGGUGA
This is a messenger RNA of Penicillium canescens, 3462 nucleotides long. RefSeq names its product putative ubiquitin conjugating enzyme. The transcript has 2 exons. Gene Ontology annotation, molecular function: NAD+ poly-ADP-ribosyltransferase activity. Bases 1 to 3462 code for a protein of 1153 amino acids. The record is from RefSeq and is a predicted model, not a curated record. NCBI's taxonomy places the organism in Eukaryota, Fungi, Ascomycota, Eurotiomycetes, Eurotiales, Aspergillaceae.